Molecule: messenger RNA, 909 nt
Organism: Sarcophilus harrisii (Tasmanian devil)
Lineage: Eukaryota; Metazoa; Chordata; Mammalia; Dasyuromorphia; Dasyuridae
Product: cysteine-rich venom protein TEL1
Exons: 8
Coding region: 1-816 (271 amino acids)
Source: RefSeq, a predicted model, not a curated record
AUGGGCUGGAAUGUAAAUACUGCAGAAAUCAUUUUACCAUUUCAGGUUCCAGGAGUAGAAAUGUAUCCAUAUGGCAAGGAAGUUUGGAUGGGCUCACUCUAUGUACUGAUGUGUCUAGCCGCUAUGAUCCAUCAAUCUGCAGGACUGAAUUUCACACUUGAUUGCAAUUUGUCCACUAUGAAAGAAGAGGUACAAAAGGAAAUCCUUGAUUGCCACAAUAAUAUAAGAAGAUCAGUGAUCCCAACAGCUAGCAAUAUGCUGAAAAUGGAAUGGAGUCAUGAAGCUGCUUCAGAUGCUCAAAGAUGGGCAAAUAAAUGCACCUUGAAAGUCAGUGAAUUUUCUAAUAGAACAACUGGUGAUACAGUAUGUAGUGAAAAUGUAUUUGCAUCAAGCUUGUCUGUCUGCUGGAAAGAUGUCAUCCUUGCUUGGAAACUACAGAAAAAGAAUUUUAUUUAUGGAGUAGGGGCCAUCAACCAAAAAAGUCAUUAUCUUGCUUACAUUCAGAUGAUCUUUUAUAGAACUUAUAAAAUUGGAUGUGGUGUUUCCUAUUGCCCAAACAAUAUAUAUAAGUACUUUUACGUGUGCCAAUACUGUCCAGCAAGGAAUGAAGUUACUUCAUUAGCAACACCCUACAAGAAAGGUGAAAGAUGUGCUGAUUGCCCUUAUUCUUGCUAUAAUGGACUCUGUACCAAUCCUUGUCAAUAUGAAGAUAAAUAUUCAAAUUGUCAACAGCUGAAAGAUAAGCUUACUUGUGACUUCAUACCAGUCAAGCUUCACUGUAAAGCUACAUGCAUGUGUACCAGUGAAAUAAAAUAGAUUUGCUUCCCAAUUUCUCUCAACUGUGAGAAAAUUAUUUUAGAGCUCAGACUACAUAAUACCACUCUCAUUGUAUUUCCAAUGUGUAUAAUU